AGCAGUUGUCCGCGUGCGCAGGCGGAAGUCCCGGAUUGAGGCGCCGCCAUUUUUACUGCUCGGACGCGGAGCGAGAAGCUGAGAGUCGGAGACGCUAUCCGCUUCCAUCCGUCGCGCAGACCCUGCCUGAGCCGCUGCCGCUAUGGAUGAUCGGGAGGAUCUGGUGUACCAGGCGAAGCUGGCAGAGCAGGCCGAGCGAUACGACGAAAUGGUGGAAUCAAUGAAGAAAGUAGCAGGAAUGGAUGUGGAGCUGACAGUUGAAGAACGAAACCUUUUAUCUGUUGCAUAUAAAAAUGUGAUUGGAGCCAGAAGAGCAUCCUGGAGAAUAAUCAGCAGCAUUGAACAGAAGGAAGAAAACAAGGGAGGAGAGGACAAACUAAAGAUGAUUCGGGAGUACCGGCAAAUGGUUGAAACUGAGCUCAAAUUAAUCUGUUGUGACAUUCUGGAUGUACUGGACAAACACCUCAUUCCAGCAGCUAACACUGGCGAGUCCAAGGUUUUCUAUUAUAAAAUGAAAGGGGACUACCACAGGUAUCUGGCUGAGUUUGCCACAGGAAAUGACAGGAAGGAGGCCGCAGAAAACAGCCUCGUGGCUUACAAAGCUGCUAGUGACAUUGCCAUGACAGAACUUCCUCCAACGCACCCCAUUCGUUUAGGUCUUGCUCUCAACUUUUCCGUAUUCUACUAUGAAAUUCUUAAUUCCCCUGACCGUGCCUGCAGGUUGGCAAAAGCAGCUUUUGAUGACGCUAUUGCAGAACUGGACACGCUGAGUGAAGAAAGCUAUAAGGACUCUACGCUUAUCAUGCAGCUGCUACGUGAUAACCUGACGCUUUGGACCUCAGACAUGCAGGGCGAUGGUGAAGAGCAGAACAAAGAAGCGCUGCAGGAUGUGGAAGAUGAAAAUCAGUGAGACGUACUAAAGCCAACAAGAGAACACAUCUCUGAUCACCCUCCCUCCCCACCCUCUCCUUGGAAAGUUCCCCAUUGUCACUGAGAACCACCAAAUUUGACUUUCACAUUUGGUCUCAGAAUUUAGGUUCCUGCCCUGUUGUUUUUCUUUCUUCCUCUUUUUUUUCUCCCCUCCCCUUUUUUUUAAACAAACAAACAGUUUUCAGAAGUUCUUAAAGGCAAGAGUGAAUUUCUGUGGAUUUUACUGGUCCCAGCUUUUAGGUUCUUUACGACACUAACAGGACUGCAUAGAGGCUUUUUCAGCAUUACUGUAUUGUCUCCAGCCACACGGGCAAGAUCAUCAAUAGAAAUGGAAAUGACAUUUGAAAGCCAUUAGACUUCUAGGUGAUGCAUCUAAGAAAGAUUAAUCACAUGAUAGAGGCGCAUAUGUGCUGUCAUUUUUCCUUUUUUAAUUGUUUAAAUUGAAUUUUAUACCAAUGUUUAAACUUAAUUGGAUAUUAGCUUGAGAUGUUUUGGGGGAGUUUGUUAUAAUGGUUUUGCUGUCAAAUGUGUUUGGAACUCUGCUGAAGUGUUGCUGAAAGGCAUGGUGCUGGUAACAGUUCAACAAUCCGUGGCUGCUCAUUCUUGCCGACUCCCCCCCUCUGAAGCAGGUUAGCAUUGAAGGUGGUAUGGAAGCCUGCAUGCGUGUUCAACUCUCUUCCUUUUCCCUCGCUCCUUAGCCUCCUUCCCUCUUCCUCCUCUUCCGCUCGCUCAACCUCUUUUGUUCAGUAUGUGUAACUUGAAGCUAAUUUGUACUACUGGAUGUCUGACUGGAGCCACAGAUGCAGCAUCUGUAUUGUUCUUACUGAAACACAGCAUGGAAUUAACAUUAAACUUAAAUAAAACAAACCUAAAUUAAAAAUGCCAAAUAUAUUACGCCUCCAUCCUUUAUACUUCUAAAAUAAAAUCUCUAGU
Molecule: messenger RNA, 1863 nt
Organism: Microtus ochrogaster (prairie vole)
Lineage: Eukaryota; Metazoa; Chordata; Mammalia; Rodentia; Cricetidae
Gene: Ywhae
Product: tyrosine 3-monooxygenase/tryptophan 5-monooxygenase activation protein epsilon
Source: RefSeq, a predicted model, not a curated record